UUAAUGAUAGAAGCGAUAACAAGCAUGGCUGUCGUCGUCGAGAAAGAAAUCUUUGCGAAGAUCUUUUGUCUUUAAAUCUCCUUAAUUGAGUAAUUAAUCCCUUCGUUAAUUGAUCGCCGAAGUUGUUGAAGGUAACAUCAGUUCCGAAGCAUCAUGCCACGCUACGGACAGCUCGUCGUGGGCCCGGCCGGUAGUGGUAAGUCGACUUAUUGCCACAAUUUGCAACAGCAUUGCGAAGAAAUGAGGCGGACAGUCCAUGUGGUCAAUCUCGAUCCAGCAGCCGAACAUUUUAAAUAUUCUAUGUUGGCAGAUAUUCGGGAGUUAAUCAGUGUUGAAGAUGUGAUGGAAGAUCCUGACCUGAAGUUCGGUCCAAAUGGUGGCUUGAUAUUCUGCAUGGAGUACCUUGCGGAGAACAUGGAUUGGUUAUUUGAACAGCUGGAUGAUAUUGAAGAUGACUACAUCAUCUUUGACUGUCCUGGUCAGAUCGAACUCUACACUCACAUCCCGGUCAUGCGACGCCUCGUAGACACACUGCAGAAGUGGAACUUCCACCUGUGUGCCAUCUUCUGCAUUGACUCCCAGUUCAUGGUCGAGUCGUCCAAGUUCAUCAGUGGAGUGCUGUCGGCAUUGUCCACCAUGGUCACGCUGGAGAUCGCGCAUGUCAACGUAAUGACCAAGGUCGACCUCCUCAGCAAAAAGUCCAAGAAGCAACUGGAAAGGUACCUGGAGCCUGACAUGAUAACUUUAUUAAACGAGGAAUUCAACGAGAAGAAGCACGGGAGCAGGUUUCACAAGAUGAACUCCCUAAUGGCUCAGAUGGUGGACGAUUACGGCCUUGUGUGUUUCAUGCCUCUGGACAUUAGCGAAGACGACAACAGCAGCCUGAACGACAUCUUACUUCAAGUCGACAUAGCAAUUCAAUAUGGAGAGGACCUGGAGCCCAAGGAGCCAAGGGAAAUUGAAGAGGAGCAAGAUGAAGGUUAUGGUUGAUCAGACUGUUGAACAUCUGUAUGACUUUCAUUUAUUUUUGUAUAUAUAUACAUAUAUAUGUGUGUUGUGUGUGUAUAAACAUAUAAUAUAUAUAUAGAUAUAUAUAUAUAUAUAUA
This is a messenger RNA of Octopus sinensis (East Asian common octopus), 1106 nucleotides long. Its product is annotated as GPN-loop GTPase 3. NCBI's taxonomy places the organism in Eukaryota, Metazoa, Mollusca, Cephalopoda, Octopoda, Octopodidae. Bases 154 to 990 code for a protein of 278 amino acids. The record is from RefSeq and is a predicted model, not a curated record. Gene Ontology annotation, molecular function: GTPase activity. The transcript is spliced from 8 exons.